AUGACUAUCCCACUGAGUCGACUAUCCACCGUGGAUCCGCGGCAACCAGGAAUUAGUGGCCAUAAUCGGGGCCUCUUGAACGCCGACGUCGUCCCGAUCAACGACAAGCAGAAAGUCUUUCUUGCCGGUUCUGGCCCUCCGUCGCCAAUGCAUCGCGUACAACCUCUGGACGGAUCGCAUGGUCCGCCCAGUGCUCCAGCAGUCUACGAGCAGCCAUGGCGCCCUCCGUACUCGUCUUCUUAUGACGGACAUCCCGCGGACCAGCGUCGCACAUCGAAUGCUCCUCAGCCUGCGCUCCCACCCCACGGAUACCCGAUGAACCCAAACCGUGAGCUGCCGCAGCUCCCACCAGAAGUCCCAUAUGGCCGACAGGGCAGUUUGCCUGGCCCCGUGCAUACCCCUCCAGAAGCCCCCACUCCUCAUCCCAGCUUUCGUCCUAUGAAUGGAACUCCCCAUGAGGCCGCCCCUCAUUCAGCACCCCCCGACUAUCGCUCACGGAUGUCUUUUACACCUCAGGAGCCUCACAGCAAUGGGGACGCUCCGCUCCCCGCCCACACGUUACCCCCGACUCAGUAUCCCACUCCGGUUCCGCAUUUGUCGCAUACUCCUACGCCGUACGAUUCAGGUCUUUACGGAAACCAGGCGUACGGGAUACGCCAGCAGCGAAAGGCCGCUCGGGCGCAACAGGUGAAUUGUCUCCUUGCAGCGAAGUUAGCUGAGAUAUUGAUCGGGAAACCCUGA
Aspergillus niger is the source of this 741-nucleotide messenger RNA. RefSeq lists its product as uncharacterized. Bases 1 to 741 code for a protein of 246 amino acids. The record is from RefSeq and is a predicted model, not a curated record. NCBI's taxonomy places the organism in Eukaryota, Fungi, Ascomycota, Eurotiomycetes, Eurotiales, Aspergillaceae. The transcript has a single exon.